Molecule: messenger RNA, 7041 nt
Organism: Zalophus californianus (California sea lion)
Lineage: Eukaryota; Metazoa; Chordata; Mammalia; Carnivora; Otariidae
Gene: MINDY4
Product: MINDY lysine 48 deubiquitinase 4
Exons: 19
Coding region: 398-2665 (755 amino acids)
Biological process (GO): protein K48-linked deubiquitination
Molecular function (GO): K48-linked deubiquitinase activity; cysteine-type deubiquitinase activity
Source: RefSeq, a predicted model, not a curated record
GGGGGUGGCGGCCCGGGGCGGCCUCCUCCCGGCCUCUUAAAGCACAGCCGCCUUGUCGUGCCCCGGAGCGCGGCGCGCAGGCCUGGCUGCCCGGCCCCGUCGCCCGUCCCGGCACCUCCACUCUACCGGGAAAGUAGGGCCCCCAGGGGGCCAAAACACGCUCCCGAUAGUCGAACCCUUCAGUCGUGCCCCUCGGCAGUGGGGAGCUCAGAGGUUGCAGCCGUGGUUAUUUUGAACUUCCGUUGUGUUGCACCGGGAGAGUUUUUGGAGUACUCAAAAGUUGGGGAGGUCCUUAGCCAGCCAACUGCGGUGGAGGUGGAGGUGGAGGUGGAGGUGAGGACACCGUGGGAAGGAGGUCGCUGGAGGUUACUGCGGCCUAAAGAAGACAUGUGUGACUAUGGACCAGGAACGCCCACGCUCUGACCUCAGCAUAAACAGCAGAAGUGAUCUCCGCAAGGUUUUGCAUCUUGAAUUUCUCUACAAGGAGAACAAGGCAAAGGAAAAUCCUCUAAAAACAAACCUUGAACUCAUUACCAGAUAUUUUCUGGAUUACUUUGGAAAUACUACUAACAAUUUCACUCAAGAAACACCAAUCCCUGCACUCUCAAUUCCAAAGAAAAAUAACAAAUUACCAUCAAGAUGCUCAGAGACCACACUGGUAAAUAUAUAUGACCUUGCAGAUGAAGAUGCAGGAUGGAGAACAUCAUUGUCUGAAACAAGCAAAGCCAGGCACAGCAAUCUUGAUGGGGAUUUACUUGGUAACUUCGUAUCAUCCAAAAGGCCCCCCUCCAAAAGUCAGCCCACCCGAGCUAUCCCAGGUGAAAGCCCUGCUGCGGCCCCAGCGUGGGAGAAGAUGGACAAGCUUCAGUCGUCGGAGAUAUCCUUGGACACGAAGGGGGUGGGCGAGAAGGUGAGGCCAAAGUCUGGCCUGAUUGUCCGAGGCAUGAUGGCCGGGCCUGUGGCCAGUUCCCCACAGGAUUCCCUCCGCAAACGCUCUCUGAGGCGGUCCCCGGCCUUGAGCAGCACCACCCAGGCCCCCGAGGAAGAGAGCCGGAAAGUGCCCGGGCUCUCCACCCGUGCCCCAGCCUGUCCCAAGGCCCAGGAGGGCCUGGCUUCCGGCACUGGCUCCCCUUCCAGGAGCCCCCUGGGCCUGCUCAGUGAGCUGACCUCAGAAAAGCGGAGAACCACGCCUGGCAGCCCCCCUCACUUGUCCGGCAAAGGGCUGCUGCAGAGGGUGAGCGGCAGGUGGCGAGAUCUCACAGAGGAGAGCCCGGCUGCGGACAGUGGCCCCGAGGCCAACGGGACACCCUUGAAGUUCUCCUUUCCAGGUGGGAGUGCCAGGCCGGCCCAGGAGAGGUUGGAAAGGACGUUCACAAGGCAGGGGAGCCAGCCCCUGCCCCUCAGGAAAAAUCAGUUGCCGGUGCCCAACAAGGCUGAUGGUGAGCUGGGUGUCCUGCAGCUUGAGGAUGUGGAGGAUGAAUUGAUAAAGGAUGAAGUCAUCCUGUCUCCAGGUCCAUCGAUGCUCAAGCUGCAAAUAGUGUCAAAGCCAGUCGACCUCUCAGUGGCCAAGGACAUAAAGGCCCUUCUGUUCGGCUCCAGCUUUUGCUGUUUCAAUGAGGAAUGGAAACUUCAGAGUUUUUCCUUUAAUGACAAAGCCUCGUUAAAAUAUGGCAUUGUGCAGAACAAGGGGGGUCCCUGUGGGGUUCUGGCAGCUGUCCAAGGCUGUGUUCUACAAAAACUCCUGUUUGAAGGAGAUAGCAAAGCUGACUGCGUUCGGCAGCUGCAGCCUUCCAAUGCCCGCAGGACCCACUGCCUCGCCCUGGCCAUCGCGGACAUCGUGUGGCGGGCCGGGGGCCAUAAGAGAGCCGUGGUCACACUGGCUUCAGGAACACAGCAGUUCAGUCCAACAGGGAAAUACAAAGCAGAUGGAGUCUUAGAAACACUCACACUGCACAGUUUGACCUGCUAUGAAGAGCUGGUGACUUUUCUUCAAGAAAGCAUCCAUCAGCCUUCUGAGCUGUGGGACCAGCUCUUUGAGGCUCCGGAGAAGGCGACCGAGGAUUUGCUGUUCGAAGCAGGUCCCUACGGAUGCAUCCUGCUCACGCUGUCUGCCAUCCUGUCCAGGUCCACGGAGCUUGUCCGCCAGGAUUUCGAUGUCCCCACCAGCCACCUGAUUGGAGCACAUGGAUACUGCACCCAGGAACUUGUCAAUCUGCUCCUGACCGGGAAAGCCGUGUCCAAUGUUUUCAACGACGUGGUAGAGCUGGAUUCUGGGAAUGGGAACAUCACGCUGCUCAAAGGCAUUGCUGCGCGCAGCGAUGUAGGGUUCUUAUCUCUCUUUGAGCACUACAAUGUGUGCCAGGUGGGAUGCUUCCUGAAGACGCCGAGGUUCCCCAUCUGGGUGGUGUGCAGUGAGAGCCACUUCAGCGUUCUCUUCAGCCUGCAGCCAGAGCUCCUGCAAGACUGGAGGGCCGAGAGGCUCUUCGACCUGUACUACUACGACGGCCUGGCCAACCAGCAGGAGCAGAUCCGGCUGAGCGUUGAUACCACCCAGACCAUCCCUGAGGACAGAGACAACGAACUCAUCCCACCCCUUGAGCUCUGCAUCAGAACCAGGUGGAAGGGGGCAGCGGUGAACUGGAACGGCUCAGACCCCAUCCUGUGACCCUUCCUGUGGGUAAGCCUAUGGCUCUACCACUCAUCGCUGGGGGGUGGCAGUUGAGCCCCAGGCCUCAGGAACAAGUCUCUCAGAAGAAUGUCACCCCCAUCUGGGCCAACAGUGCUGCAGAAGCAUCCAGAACCUCCCUGCCCCUUCCAUGAAGGGCCCCCAGGACUGUGAUGAGGGCCCAGAGUGCUGCUAUAUGGCUCCCUCCCAGCUGAGCCAUGACUGCCGAGGAUUGGACCGCCUCUGUGCUUUUUGUCUGCAUCCCUCCCUUGCUCCCCGCUGGGCCACCUGUCCCCUUGUCAAGCCUGUGAUAUGGUCAGCCCGGGCACCCUGGGCUCGUUAUUUCUGAUAGUUGGCUUUCUAUAAAGCAGGAGUCAAACACAUGCCGAGGACAGAGAGACUCAUUUCUUCUGUUGUGGCAAAGGAAGCAUGAGAUCUGCAUGGUUCAUGGCUGGGAUGGGAACAGUGAUGGUGGAGGGGCCCCAGAGCCCUGGAGACCUGUGAGCUAAGACAUCACCUAAUGAGAGUCUCUGCAGGCAGGCUUUGCCCUCUGGUCCAGUAGUGUCCCUGGCGGGGCUUCUGGUCUAGCCUGUCUUCUCUGGAUCAGCCCCAGGUCUAAGGCACCAGGCUCUGUAAGGUCACCUGUGCUGACCAGGGCAACUCAGGCCCCCUGGGAGCCUGUCUCAGGGUAGACCUGGAUCCCUGUGAGGCCCCAGGAGGAUGGUCAUGUGGACCUGGCCAAGUGCAUAUGGGGGAGGAACCUUCUAGGGAGGCACCUCUUGGCCACAGAGGGCAAUAAGAUGAGAAUGAGCAGAGGGACCAGGUAUAGUUCCCGCGCCCCUGCCCCCCGGUGGCUGCAGUAAGGCACUUGUGAAGAGAACUGCCUGAAAUGUGGGUGGGCAGAGCCUGGGGACGCCCUCAUGUUCCAGAGCGAGGGAGGGGGGGUAGGUACGAACGUGAAAAACAAGCGCUCGUAAAGGGAAAUUCGUACAAUUGCAGCGUCCGUGAUUCCAUGCGGUUACAUCCUACUGGUUUUAAAAAGGAAUAUAAAGUUAAGGACAGCGCUCUGCAAUGGCUCCCAACAGCGGGAUGAGCAAGGGCACCCAGAGGCGCAGCACCGGCCUUGGGGAGCCCCCGUCACGAGCCCGUCCAUGUGAGGAGCCGGGAGCAGCAUGAGGGCAGAGUGCUCAGCAGCGCGGCCCCGUACCUGCCCCUGCUGCGCCCAGCGAGCGCUUGGGCCGGAGCUCCGAGCUCCGAGCUCCGCAGCGGGCCCCACAGAGGUGGGUGUUUGCAGGGAAGGACCCGGGUGUGAGCUCCUUCCGUGUCUGCCCUGGCCCAGGGAGAGGCCCCGGAGAGUCGUAGACACUGGCUGGCGGCUGGUCCCCAGCCUCCGUGUGCCCUCCCGGUGCUCAGGACGCAAGCAGCUCAGGGACCGUGUUCCCUCUGCAGCCCUGGCUAAAAGGACAUCCCUUCUCUUUAUGUGCCAGGCAUUUGGUGGUGACAACUCGACGGCCUGUUUUGCAUUCUCGUGGGCCGGGCACGAGUCGUGGCUGGAUUAUUGUGGGUCUUUGGGGAGAAGCAGGGAGGAGCCGGGAGGGAAGUGAGAGGGCAGGGCGUGCUUUGUCCGAGCUGUGCGGAGGCCCCACUGGGGUUUGCUGUGUAAACUCCAGUGGCCAUUCACAGCAGGCGUCCAGCAGAAAUGCUUCCUAUAUGUCUCCGAAAUGUUUAUGCAUUUGUUUUCCUUGGCCAGAGACAGGCCGCUCCAGCUGAGCACCGGGGGAGGAAGUCAGUUUCCCUGCAGCAGGCUUGUUUAUCAGCCUGGGAAGGAAAAGUGUGUCUUUUCAAUGAAACUCACUUAACCUCCAGACCAGGGUCCCGUUGGCAGGGCUGGAGAAAUCAAAAUAUUCCCAGCUUUGCUUGAAAAACGCAGUUCCAACAAAUUAUGGAAACACUUUUCUAGAAGCCAAGAUGCAGGUACAUGCACCGUUUGACACCCGGUGCCUGGGGCUUCCUGGGACGCAAGAUGAGCAAAGCCGUAGCACCACCCUCUCCCAGGUCCUGAAGCAAGAGUGGACCCACAGUACGGCCACCAGGUCUGCAAGAAUGAAAUAGAAGCCCAUGCCUCCUUGCAGGCGGCUGUUCUCCACCCGAGGCGCAGAGUUUUCUAGGGAGACUGUGGGUAGGCUUCGGCGGGUCCAGAGCCUCCCUCCCAAAUUAUAUUCACAUCUUUGUGUUCAUGUACAUAUGUGUAUUUUUCCAGGGAGAGGGUCUACUUGACUUGGACCAAUACCCUCCUGAAUUCCCCAGAAAAAGUUAAGAGUCCUAGAGUUGAGUGACUUCCCCAGGACCGACCUGGGCGUGUCUGCCCCAUCUGUGCUUAAACGUGGGCCGGGUUAGUGAACAAGCAGAUCUCAGGGAGGUGCGAAUUCUUGGUGUCUGGAGGAAAGAGCCAGUGGAGCCUGCUGCUCUUCCGGCAGUAAGAGCAGUCUCAAGGCCACUCAAGCCCAUACUCUCCCAUUAGUGGAAACUUCCCCCUGCCCCUGCUCCUAGGCAGGCGUCCAGUCACUAGGGACCUCUCCGGAGUCGGAUGAUUCCUGCUUGGUGGGCUGCUGAUGGCGGCUCCCAGUACCUGCUCCCCCCCAGCUCUGGUGCACUCCCCCUUCCCCUUUUAAGAAGACCCGAGUCUUCCUUCUGCAGGAUCCACAUUUGAGCCAUGCAAAGUACCCACACAUCUUUGCCUUCCCAGUUCUGGAGGUCACACCUUUCCCCCCUCUUAGCCUGCCUGUCUACUCAGCCACUCGUUGGGAACAGCAAUGUCUCCUGUCCUCAGGUGGGAGUCAGGGUCCGGCCCACACUGCAGGUGCACAUGGCAAGCUUUUAAACAGCUUUCUGGAAGCCUCCCUCACUUGGCUUUAGGAGAGGAGAUGUAGACCUCCAGGCCCCGUGGCUGGGGUAAGGGAUCCCAGCACACUGACGCCUCCUCUCUCCAAAGAAUUCCUCAAUAGCUACUAGCCUCUUCCACUGCGAGCCCAGUGCUUUCUUCACCUUCCAUGGCCAGGGGACGUGCAAAUGAUGGCCGAGCCACCUGCACCACUGUCUCUGUAGGCUCUUCAUGGCAGCCCACAGGUAAGAAGAGCAGCUUCCAGAAGAACUGCAAGGAUUCCCUGGGGGGUCAGAGCUGGGCCAAGGCUUGGGGGGCAUUGGGGGAAUCCCAUCCCACUGCUUGUUUCUGAGCAGAAGGGAAGUUAGGGGCGGGGGCCCAGGCUCCGGGGAGGGCCGGGGAGGGUGAAGGACCAGUCUUAGGCUCCCCCAGGCUGUUGGCUCAGCUAAGCCCUCACAAUGGCAAGAGGAGGACUUGUCUGCCCUCCUGUAGACUCCAGCCUUUCUACUCAAUGUGUGGGCCUUAGACUAGCUGCAUCAGCCACACCUGAGAACUUCUUAGAAAUGCAGACUCUCAGGCUCCACCCAUGCCCCCCUGAUUCAGAAUCUGCACUUUAACAAAACCGUCAGGUGAAUCAGGUUAAAGUGGGAGACAGUUCUGUUCUAGAGCUUGUGACUUUGUGGGGGUGACAGUGGGAGUCCCCAUAAGGAAGUACUGAAGGGACGGGCGGGAGCAGUGUCUGAAGAAGCAGCAGCAGCAGGACCAGAGGCCUGAGUCUAGUCUUGCCUCCACUGCUUUCUGCCUGUGUGACUAUGAGCACCUGACCUAAGCUUUCUGGGCCUCAGUUUCCUCCUCUGUAAAAUGACCACCACACGGGGCUGUAUUGAGGCCUAAGUGAGUCAGUGCACAGUGAGGUAUGUAGAGUAGGGCCUGGCCUGUCACCACGACUUGCUAAGUGUUUGCUCUUAAAGUUUCCGGUGGGGUGGGGGAGGCUCCUUGGCGGUGGUAGCAUCUUACCUAGGCCUGAUGGAUGGGCACAGCUUUGACAAGUGGAGAAUUGGAUGGAAGAUCAUUCCAGGUGACAUGGUGAGAUGGUGAGAAGCAAGAGACCAUGAAAGUCCGUGAAGUCUGUGAGUCUCAUGACCUGAGAGUGGGAGUCCCAGAGGAUUAGAGGAGGAGGCACAGAGUGGGAGAAGGCCUCAGGUGGCAGGCCCCGGGCUGGGAUGUGUUCCCGGGAGACAAGGUCUGCUCAGAGCUUGACUUCAGAUCUCUGCCCCUGGCCAGGGAGUGGGUGUGGGGCAGAGGCAAGGGGCACAUUGAGGGGCUGCGGCACUGCUCCCAGGAGAGGCAGUGUGAGGGGGGAGGCCAGGAGAUGAUGGAGGUGACCGAUGCUGAUGGCCUUUUGCUUUCCAGGGCCCCGUGGAUGAUCCUCACUGGCCACUGAGCCCUUCCGGGAGCCUAAACUUGAAGGAGGCAAUCAGGCUGCCACGUCUAU